CAAAAUUCUUAAUAUCAAAAUUAAUUGAAAUUAAGUGAGUUAUUUUGGGUGAUUCUACGUAAAUAAAUUAUAUGUUUUAGUUCUAGCUUAUAUAAUAUAAAUUAUAAAACCAAUUAUUAUGUUCAUAAUACAACAAAUUAAAUUAUCGCAUCGUACCUUUUAGAUUAUUAUUGAAUACUACGUGUUCAGUAAAUUCUGAACGUGUGUAAUUUAUUAUCUAUAAAUCCAGUUAUGAUUAUUAUUAAUUAUUUUUCGUUAUAUUGUAAUCAAGUUUAUUAUUAUUAUUGUUAUACUGUGUAUUAUUAUGAUAGCCGCUUAUCGGACGAUACCUUUUUGUUUUGUUCUGGAAAAUUAUAUAAGUAAUCAGUCGUAUUCCGUGUGUGCACACAUACGUGCACCCAAAGUGUGUAUCCAUGUUAAUUUUGGUAAUUUUUAUUGUAAAUAAACAACUUUAAAUUAUAAAAUAAAAAUACAGUCCACUACAUCGAGUAAAAUGUGUACAAAUAUCUAUUAUUGCACUUCUGGUAAUAUGUAACACACAUCAGCCCAGAAAACUCAACAUUUGGUCCAUUCGAGCCGGAUACGUACCACGACGUCAAGUCAAAUUCAAUCAGUAUCCAUCAGUUAUUGUUCAGUGCUCAAUGGAAAUAACCACACACACCACAUAGCAUACGAAGUGGGUGACCUUGAGAGCGCAGUAGAGUAUAUUAUUAUCGUCUUCGUCAACGGCGUGAUAACUCAAGUACGAGAUUCAGCACGGCGUAGAAGAGGCAACCAGGUAUACAGCAGUGCAGUCAAGGAUAUCGUCUCCGUCAACGGCGUAGAAGAGGCAACCCAGUAGACAGCAGCUCAGUGAGGUAACAGUCCAAAUCAUUUAAAGGCGCAACUUUAUUGGACAUGGCAGCAAUCACCUCAGCAGCAAGGUAAUGCAAGUAGGUGCAUCGCAUACACGCGAGAUCACAUGUUUUUUUUAUUGUCAUAAAUCAUAUAAAUACAGAUCUCGGUGUAGGUCGCGUGGAUAAAAUCAAUUGCACUGAAAGCAUUUUACCCGGUAACAUUAAUUUAAGUUAAUAAAUUAACAUAAUAAGUAGUCAUUAAAUUAAAGUAUUAGUUAAGUUAAGCAAACAUUUCGUUGUCGGGUCUUUUCCAUAAUUCCCUGUUCAUAAAAUUAUAACAACAAGGAAUCAACAUGGACGAGGAAAUGAAACAAAAAUUCGCAAAAUUAAUUGGUCGACGUGGUGUAUAUAAAGGUAUGACCACCAAACUACAAAAAUAUUUCGACAGUUUUGACAAUGUGCAAGAUAUGCAGCAAUUGCAAGUACGUCUGAGCAAGUAUGAAAAUUUAUGGCAGUCAUUUAUGGAAACACAAGAGGAAAUUGAAUUGCUAGAUCCAUCGGAAAAUCAAUUCAAUGAACGGGAAAGUUUUGAGAAUAAUUAUUAUAGACUAGUAGGCAAUAUAAAAGCAUACAUAGAAUCAGAGACCAUCUCAACACCACAGGAUGAUGAGCAUAAAUCCAUCCCACGCACAUUCAUGGCACCAGUGCCACUUCCAAAAUUUAACGGUGAUCCGACAAAAUGGUUGAACUUUAAAAAUACAUUUGAAGCUCUAGUACAUGAAAACAAAAACUUCUCACCAAUUCAAAAAUUCCAUUGCUUAAAAGGCGCCCUUGAAGACACAGCAAGUAAUGUCAUUGAAUCAAUUACAAUAUCCGCAUUGAAUUACACGAUCGCAUGGAGUCUCGUGCAAGAACGUUACGAAAACAAACAAUUCAUCAUAGAUCUACAUAUUAGUGGCAUUAUUGAUUACAGACCAUUACAAGUGGAAUCUCACCGAGGUUUGAGAACACUCUAUGAAACACUAGAAGGCCAUUUAAGGUCACUAGAAAAACUUGGAAUAGAAGUACAUACCUGGGAUUAUAUCUUAGUCAACAUCAUCGUAAGGAAAUUUGACGAAGAAACGAGAAAGGCAUGGGAAUCAUCAAGAAAAACCACAAAAGAACCCGCACUGUUGGAAGAAAUUAAGAUAUUUAUGAAAAAUCAAUGCAACUUCCUGGAGCGCAUAGAGAAGCCAACGCAGAAGCUGAGCACUCGAUCUCAAAAUAGAUAUGCUCACAAAACUUCAACUGUUGCAGCCGUCACAUCCACUGCAUCAGUAAAAUGCGACGUGUGCGCGGAGGCACACAUGACGUUCAAUUGCGAACAAUUUCUAAACUUAACUCCCCCUGAGCGUUUUGAAAAAGCAAAACAAUUACACUUAUGUAUAAAUUGCUUAAAAUCAUCGCAUAAAACGAGUAACUGCAAGUCAUCAAAAUGUAAAAUAUGUCAAAAAUUACACAAUACGUUACUACAUUUUGACGAGAAUGAAAAGCAAAGUAUCUCUAAAUCAAAUGUAAACUCUAUUGUAGCUACAUCAAGAAACCAUGAUCACGGAGUGGUACUAGCGACAGCACUUGUGGAGUUACAAGGUCCAACACAGAGAUUUAAAGCUAGAGUGCUCCUAGAUUCAGGCUCACAGUCAUGCUUAAUAACAAGGUCACUAUGCGAGAAAUAUAAACUAGUGCAAUACAAAACAAAAACUGGUGUACAAGGCAUAAAUUGUGCACAAAUCAAUAUUUCAAACAUCACCAAUGUACAAAUGACAUCGAAAAAUAGUUCUUACACUAUUAACAUCCAAUGUUUAGUCCUACCAUCAAUAACUGCUCAAUUACCAACAUCACCAUUGAAUCCAAAUGUAAAGUCCACUUUGCCGCGUCAUGUUACCCUAGCUGAUCCAUCGUUUGACAUACCUGGUCCAAUUGACUUAUUAAUUGGAGCAAAUGUAUUUUAUGAUAUAUUAUCCAAUCAACGUUUGAAGCUACCAAACGGUUUGGUGGCACAAUCAACAAGUCUUGGUUGGAUAAUUGCAGGAGGUGGGAAUGUACCUACUGAAUUCCAACCCAGGGCAAUAGCAUGUCACUCAAUUGACCAACUGCAUCAACAAAUUACACAGUUUUGGCAAACUGAAGAGGGCAUGAUCACGCCAGCUGUAAGGAAAAACAGCAUCGAGGAACAACAAUGUGAAGACUUUUUCGAAAAAACUACAUUACGUGAUAUAGAUGGAAAAUACAUUGUGCGAUUACCAUUUCGUGAUGAUGUCAGAAAACUCGGUCAGUCUAGAGCGAUGGCUACUCAACGUUUUCUUUCCAAUGAAAAAAAACGUGAGCGACAACCUAACAUCAACGUCCAAUAUCAAAAGUUUAUCCAAGAAUACUAUGACAUGGGCCACAUGGAGAAAGUGCCAAAGCUCGAACUCGACUCAAAAUCAUUUUUCUUACCACAUCAUCAUAUCACACAAGAGUCUAGUCAAACCACAAAAUUAAGAGUUGUAUUUGAUGGUUCUGCUAAGACAACAUCAUCAUUAUCGCUAAACGAUUUAUUAAUGGUAGGUCCGACGUUACAAAAGGAUUUGUUUGACUUAAUAAUUCGUUUCCGGACAUUCAAAUAUGUUUUAUCAGCAGAUAUUACCAAAAUGUAUCGCAUGAUCAAAAUUCACAAAGAUGAUCAGGACAUGCAAAGGAUACUGUGGAGAAAAUCGUCCAAAGAUGAACUGGAAGAAUAUAGAUUAACCACAGUAACUUAUGGUACAGCAUCAGCACCAUACCUAGCAAUCAAAGCACUUCGAAGUCUAGCCAAAGACGAAGGUAAAGAUAUGCCAGACGUGGUGCAAGUUUUAUUAAAUGACUUUUACGUCGACGAUUUGCUCACUGGUGGAAAUUCACAUGAAGAGUUACUAGCUACGAGAGAUCGAUUAAUAGCUGUCUUGGGUAGAGGAGGAUUUCAAUUGAAUAAAUGGUGUUCAAAUCAUCCGUCAAUUUUGCAGGGCCUCUCACCAUCUGGUCAGCUCAAUACAAAUAAACCAAUUAUAAAUGAUAAUAUAAUCAAAACUCUUGGUGUACAGUGGGAUGCUAAGCUUGAUCAGUUGCUAUAUAAGGUAAAUAUUGAAACCCCGAAAAAGACAACUAAAAGAACCGUAUUAUCACAAAUUGCGAAAUUGUACGACCCACUUGGACUUUUAGGACCAGUAGUCUUAAAAGCAAAAAGCAUUAUGCAGAGUUUGUGGGCCUUAAAACUUUCUUGGGAUGAACCGAUACCAGAAGACCUUGAAUCACAGUGGAAUAGUUAUAUCAAGCAAUUGAGUCAGCUAGAAACCAUAUCAACUCCUCGGUACAUACUAAACGUAAAUACCCAGUUCAAUUGUUCCAUUGCUGAGAUACAUGCAUUUUGUGACGCAUCCAAAAAUGGUUAUGGUGCAUGUCUAUAUAUCCGACACCGAAUGCAUGAUGGCAAGAUUGAAAUAAAAUUAUUAUGUUCAAAGGCUCGGGUGUCUCCAUUGAAAACCAUAUCUAUUCCAAGAUUAGAGCUAUGUGGUAUGUUAGUGCUCGCACGCCUUGCUAAUCGAAUCCGAACAAAUUUGGCAAUUCCACCAGAACAUUGUCAUUUUUGGAGUGACUCUACAGUAGCACUUAGUUGGAUCGCAAUACCACCUACUCAACAGGAAACAUAUAUAGCAAACAGAAUCACAGAAAUUCAACAGUUAACAAAGCAAGCUAACUGGUAUCAUAUUAAUACACGACAAAAUCCAGCAGAUUUAAUUUCACGUGGGGCCUUUCCUAGUCAAUUGAUUGAAUCAAAUUUAUGGUGGCAUGGACCAGAAUGGCUUUCACGAGAACCAGGUCAAUGGCCGACAAAACGAGACAUGAACCAAACACCUACUGUAUUAGUUACGCAACAGCAUCCAGUAGAACAGUCAUGGCUACACAAGUAUUCCUCCUUUGAGAAGUUAAUAAGAAUUGCAGCAUUUUGUCUCCGUUUCAAAACUAAACUCUCUAAAUCUAAAUAUAUUACGAUAGCUGAAUACCAAUAUGCGUCCAAGGCUAUUCUUAAAUUUGUACAAAGAGAACAAUAUGGUAAUGAAAUUAAAGACGUACAAAAUGGUCACCAAGUGAAGAAAACAAGUACACUAAGGCAUCUCGAUCCCUUCCUCGAUAACGAUGGUCUUCUGCGAGUAAAAGGGCGGUUAGAAAAUUCACUUCUAUCGUAUAAUCAAAGACAUCCAAUAAUUUUACCAAAACACCAUGUAAGCAAGCUCAUAUUUGAAUAUCAUCACAAAGUGUUGCUUCACAGUGGUGCUCAAACUACACUAACAGUUAUACGGUUAACUUACUGGCCAAUCAAUGGAUUGACGAUCGCAAAACAAACAUACCGAAAGUGCAUAAAGUGUGCAAAAGUUAAUCCACGACCAUAUACACCAUACAUGGGAAACUUGCCAGCACAACGUAUAACACCAUCACGUCCAUUCACAAUUGUUGGUAUAGAUUUCGCCGGACCAUACUUUGCAAAGGAACAAUUGAGACGCAAAAUCCAACCUUGUAAAGUAUACCUAGCGUUAUUUAUAUGUUUUGCCACAAAGGCAGUGCAUCUAGAAAUGGUCACUGAUUUAACGACAGCAGCUUUUCUAGCUGCGUUCAACCGUUUUUCUAGUCGCAGAGGGUGCCCCACAGAAAUCUAUAGUGACAACGGUAGAAAUUUUGUCGGCGCGCAUAACGAAAUGAUCAAAUUCACACAGACACCAACAUUUCAAAAUGAAAUCAAUCACAUUGUAACGUGGAAAUUUAUACCUCCAGUCAGCCCACAUUUUGGAGGGAUUUGGGAAGCCUCAAUUAAAUCGGCCAAGACAUUAAUCAAACGCGUUAUUGGAGUAACUGUAUUAACGUUUGAAGAGCUGCAAUCAUUGUUCGCACGGGUUGAAGCAUGUCUAAACUCCAGACCCCUAACGUCUAUCUCUUCUGAUGAAAGUACUCCAUUAAUCCUAACACCUGGUCAUUUUCUCAUCGGUGCACCUAUCACAGCUCCACCAGAAACUAAUUACGGACCAAACCCACUGAUACACCAGCCAAAAAAUCGUUGGGAACAUUUGCAAUUGAUGAUGUCUCAUUUCUGGAAAACAUGGUCACAACAAUACUUACAUUCACUCCAAACCAGGCAAAAAUGGAAUAGCCAUACCUCCAAUCCAAAGCCGGGAGACAUCAUAUUAAUGAUGGACAACAAUAAUCCACCACUAAGCUGGAAAAUGGGUAUUAUAAAAACCUUGCAUCCAGGCAACGAUGGAGUGGUUCGUGUAGCCACAAUUCAAACCUCAAACUCACUUCUCAAACGAUCCCUUACAAAAUUAUGCCCACUCCCAAUUUCUUCUUCUCCUGAAGUCCUCACUCCUUCAGGCCCGGCACCAUGUUCAGUAAAUUCUGAACGUGUGUAAUUUAUUAUCUAUAAAUCCAGUUAUGAUUAUUAUUAAUUAUUUUUCGUUAUAUUGUAAUCAAGUUUAUUAUUAUUAUUGUUAUACCGUGUAUUAUUAUGAUAGCCGCUUAUCGGACGAUACCUUUUUGUUUUGUUCUGGAAAAUUAUAUAAGUAAUCAGUCGUAUUCCGUGUGUGCACACAUACGUGCACCCAAAGUAUGUAUCCGUGUUAAUUUUGGUAAUUUUUAUUGUAAAUAAACAACUUUAAAUUGUAAAAUAAAAAUACAGUCCACUACAUCGAGUAAAAUGUGUACAAAUAUCUAUUAUUGCACUUCUGGUAAUAUGUAACACACAUCAGCCCAGAAAACUCAACAUUUGGUCCAUUCGAGCCGGAU
Messenger RNA from Acyrthosiphon pisum (pea aphid), 6668 nucleotides. RefSeq lists its product as uncharacterized. Bases 1190 to 6295 code for a protein of 1701 amino acids. NCBI's taxonomy places the organism in Eukaryota, Metazoa, Arthropoda, Insecta, Hemiptera, Aphididae. Gene Ontology annotation, molecular function: nucleic acid binding. Gene Ontology annotation, biological process: DNA integration. The transcript has 2 exons. The record is from RefSeq and is a predicted model, not a curated record.